This is a messenger RNA of Caenorhabditis bovis, 1230 nucleotides long. The record is from the annotation of a GenBank genome assembly. Lineage: Eukaryota; Metazoa; Nematoda; Chromadorea; Rhabditida; Rhabditidae.
AUGGUGGCUUCCUCGAUGGUUCCCCUCGUGUUCCCCGGCGAAUCGUUGAAGGCGAUUCGCGGCGAGACGCGCCAAUUCCUCGAGACGCACUUCUCGGCCGCCAAUUAUUUGCCGACGUGCCAAUAUGAUGCGGUGUUGACGCCGAUCUACUAUUUUGCUGGCGAUCGAGUCGCGCUUGAAUGCAAUAUGUGCGAUGUUGGCCUCGUUUUUAAUGGUCGUCCAAAACGAUGGGCUCGCGUCGAAAACGUGACCGAAUUUCUCGCCAAAUCGCAUUUGUUGGGAACCGACGAUGGUCCGUUGGUGGAGUUCGUCGCGAACGACGACGACGACGGCAACUCGACGACGAACCCGAUUCGCCAAUCGAAUUUUUUCGACGCCAAAGGCCAACGAAUCGCGCCGCACGUUUAUCGACAAGAUCGCGGGUUUUUAUUCAUCGAGCAGGCUCAUCCGCUCGCCGGCGGCGUCUACUUCUGUUUCGACGAUCAAUCGCGCGCCUCGCAACGCCACUUCUACAUCGUCAUCGCGUUGGCGCCGCCCGUCGAAUUCCAACAGGACAGCCUCUUGUCGGCGCGGAGCGGCGGUUGUCAGACGUCGAAGCGCAUCUAUCCGAACUUCAAUCUCGUCAACGAGCCGCUCGAGUACGGCGAUCAGGCGGCGUGUUUUCGCGAGAACGGCUACGACGAUUGGAGUUGCUACGAUCAAGACGAGAUCGAGCCGAUCGACGGUUGCGAGAAUCCGGCGGCGUCGUGCAAGGUGCCAAUUCGCGACGAGACCCUUCCGUUGGAGGUGAAGCUCUCCCUAACGCUCAAAUGGUCCGAAUGGUCCGAAUGUCGGGACCACUAUCAGUCGCGUGACGGUCAUUGCUAUCUGAAAUUGGACAAAUCGAUACCGCCAACGGCGGCGUUGAGCUCGAAAUGGGCGUGGCUUCGCGAGUUGAACGAUCUCGGCAAUCAUGUGGCGUUUCGCGACGGCGUUCCGCUGUUCAGCACGCUCGUCGCCCGCUGGAUGUACGGCGUCGCGCGAAUUCACAGUUGCGUCGACGCCGAAUUGGGCGGCAAAUUGGAAAUGUUUGACACAAUUUUUCGCACCGCAAUUCUGCCGGCAAUGAAUCUUGAGAAGCAUCCGAACAACGCGUUCAAAUAUUGCAUGAGCAAUGUUCAAAUCAUGGAUUUGCCGACGCGAAUCGGACGAUAUGUGAUCCAAAAACGGCAAUGUCAGGCGAUGAAUUGA